This is a messenger RNA of Pseudomyrmex gracilis, 6560 nucleotides long. It is a transcript of the gene lgs, whose product is annotated as protein BCL9 homolog. The coding region runs from base 485 to 4201 and encodes 1238 amino acids. Lineage: Eukaryota; Metazoa; Arthropoda; Insecta; Hymenoptera; Formicidae. The transcript is spliced from 7 exons. The record is from RefSeq and is a predicted model, not a curated record.
CCGCCGGAGAGGCGCGCUAUGUGCUCUCGGAGGCGAGGGUGACAUUUGGAUUACUUUUCCACAACAGAACUGUUCUCUUUGAGGUUCGGCGUCGGUUCCGAUUAAACUCGCGCCAACAUACCCCGAGUGCUCGGAUACUGGUCUUCUUCGUAAUCCAGAGAACGGCGGAUAUUCUCAGCUAGGAUAAAUGCAUGAGACAGACUGGCGCUCCGCCGUCCGCACCGAUACGUCGCGCUGUGCUGCGGAAGGGGGUCACAUGGCGUUACCUCGAGCCACGACAGAGUUCGUGGGUGCCGUCUGGUAAACGCGCGCGUUUCUUGAUCGGCCGGUUGACGUGCAGCUGGCUGUUAACCUCUUGCCGCAUGUAGCCAGUGCGUUGAGAACGCUAGUGCUAGUGGCCAUGCCUCAGGUUUCUUUCUUAGUUGGUGCUAACAAGGUUUGACACGUUUCACCCUCGUUCACCCACGCGAAACGCUAUCCAGCCAUGAAAACUGAAAAGAAGCCCAACGAGCCCAGCUGUUGUCCACCUGCAACAGUGGUCAAGGAUGAAACUGACGCUGAUUCAAUCAAGGAAGAGAACACAGGUGGCAAUAACGACGAUGCAACUGGAGAAGAUACCGCGGAGUGUCAGAGGGAUCCUUGUCUGGAUUCAUCUAAUGGCGAAGGUGCAAUGACUGGGGAAAAGCAGAAUACUAAUGGAAACCAACCAAUGCUGAAUUCCAUUAAGCAAGAAGGAGAUCAUCACUCUACCGACGAUUUAUCUGAUUGUAGAGGAAAUAAUAUUAUGGAUUCCACACAACCACUUGUUAGUAACGUUGUGGGGAAACAAAUGGGAACUGGUACAGGAGAGGCUCAAUAUAUGCAGCAGCAGAGUCAAAUUUUUGUAUUUUCUACAAAGUUAGCAAAUGCAGGCGCAGAGGCAGUGUUGAGACAGGAAUACACGUCCAUCGUCGCUUAUCAUUGUGCACAACCAGGCACUAAAAAGUGUUUGGAGAAACAACCAAAUAAACUAAAUCCAAUACGCCAAAAUCCUGCUCAAUGGUUAAAUAAUCUUGCUAUAAUAAAACAGAAAGGCCAUCAGGGAAAUGCGAAUAAUACUUUCCCGACUGAACAACCUCCGGAUUUACCAGCACUAGAUCCUAAUGCUCCACAAUUUUGGAACGAUCAACCUAACUUGCGAAACAUAAAUGGUGGAAAUUCCCUUGGUAAUUCAGAACCAUCGUUAGAUGAUGGAAACAUAGAUGUGCCUUGCCUUGUGCCGAACUCUCCUGGUAAUUCAGCCAAUCCUCAACCUGCUAAUAACGCCAUCAUGGGCCACAGUCCAAAUUUGUUAGGUGGCACAACAAGUCCAGGUCCAGGUGGACAACCAUCACUGCAUGGUGUCAAAGUUCCAGAUGAAAAUCUAACUCCGAGACAAAGACAACACAGAGAAGUUCAAUUGGCAACCUUACGAAAAAUGCAAAUAAUGUUGUUCAAGGAAGAUCAACCUGGCAACAGCACUUUGACGGACACAACGCAAGGAACUACGGUGCCGUGUCUCCCAAAUGUUCCUCCUGUAGGCGUACCGAAUCAAUGUCCUCCAUCUAUGGAUUGGCAUAAGUUGCAGCAUCAAUUUCUUGACGGCAAGAACAAAGCAGCAGUCGGUAAUCCUGGUGCGGUGUCAUUGCGCGGAAGCAACAUGGUUGGAGUACCGCGAAGUCAAGGCCCGCCACCACCAUAUCAUCAAACCACUCGGUCCGCUAGUGUGCCAAUCGCAAUUCAGAGUCCGAAUCCAUCGUCGCCCAAUAACCCGACCAGCAAUCUGUCGUUACCGUCACCGCGCGCGAGUUCAGCUCUGAAUUCACCAGCGGAUUGCAACAGACAGUUUCAGCUUGGUAAUCAAAGAACUGGUCAUCUACCUGGACAGAGUCCGACAAGUCAGGAUUCUCCGAAUCCGGCAGUUGCCACUGCAGCUACGGCAGCUGUUUCAACGACGCGACUGAAUCACAGUAAUCCAGGAACACCAGUCUCUCAUUCCCAUAUUGCUGCUCUUAGUCCAAGUGGUGCUACUGCUCAAAAGGAUCCUUCUCUCGAAUUUCCCACCAGUCAACAGCCAAACGGUAAGUUGGAUGGUAUCUUCUGCCGAUCGCUGCAGUCUUUAGCUCAACAGAAGCAGCAACAUACAGGAAAUGUUAACGCAUCGACCGUGAAAGAAGCGAAUCUAAUGCCAGUACCGAGUCCUCACCAACUUCAAUAUCUUAGCACGUUUGAAGGACAAGAAUUGACUAUACAGAAGCAACCCAAUACGAGUCUAAAGGAUGGAAAUUCAUCUACGAACACGAGCAAUACAACAGAGAUGCCUAACAGAAUGUUGCCAGGAAGUCUAGACAGCAACAAUCAGUUCCCCACCAGAUCGGAGGGCGCGAGUCCUGUGAAUCAAAUGGAUAAUAUGAACCGAGGUUUCGGGGGUUCUUUACAUAGUCCUCAUACGCCGCACACACCGCACACACCAGGUAGCGCCGCGCCGCAUACUCCAGCGGAUCCCGCAAAACCGGGUAACAAAUCCAGCACCAGCGCACAAAGCAGCCCGACGCCUCACAAUACCAGUAUACCUGAUAGUAUGGGUCCUCCGCGAAUAGUACCGGCUUCGCCUACCAUGAAACCCGAUACGUCGCCGCCGUCCGUAAAAGAUGUCCAACAACAACAACAGCAGCAGCAACAACAACAGCAAACGCAAUCACAACAACAACCACAGCAGCAGCAGCAGCAACAGCAACAGCCGCCGCCGCAACAACAGCCUACAGUGGUGAAUCCGAACAAUACCAAUACGACUGUAGUGCCAUCACUGAGCGGCCCCGGUGGCGGUGGUGUUUCAUUCUCCUGCGGCAGGACGUCGAUAAACGUGAGCCAACCCUCAGACAACGUGCCUCUUAAUCCUAACAAUAUCGGCAGUCGCCUCGGCGGCUUAAACACCAUGAACACAAACCAGUUUGAUCCGAUAUCGUCACUGACGCAGAUGAACCAGCAGCUCGCAAGUACGGCGGCAAACAACUCGCUUGGUAACGAGCCCAUGCACUCUGGUAAUACCGCUGGAAUGAUGCCAUUCGGUAAUCCACAUGCUGCUGGCGUACACAUGAUGCAAAUGGGAGGCGAGAUGAACGGAAGCUGUCACAUGGGAACGACCAGCGCAGAGCCUGGCAAUGAGGUUGGCGGAAUGUGUAUGGGCCUCGCGGGUCCACCGACGAGUUACAGUCCCACUACUUCUCACACGGGUAGUCCCGGUGGAGUUCCUAGCAAGAUGGGUCAUCCUAUGAUGGGCGGUCAUGGUAUGAUGGGCAGCCAUUCGAGCGCCGCCACGGCUGGUGGCGCUUAUCCCGGAAGCGACCCUGGUCAUGCGCCUCCACCGAGACUGAUGGGUAAUCAUGGAGUUGGUGGACCUAGCCCUUACAAUGGUGCGAACGUUCAAGUGAAACCAAAUGCACCCAACACUAUUCAAUAUUUGCCAGCUAGGCCGAAUGUCGGUCAUGCACCACCCCGAGGCCCACCUAGUCUGGACUUUCUUCAACGAUUCACGAAUCCGUUAUCUAACUUGGAGUCGAAGAUGGGAGGAUCACCUUCCGUGAACCUUCAGUACUUCCCAAACGGCUGUGUGCCGAAUAGCAUGGGUGGUCCACACAGCGGUAUGCCGUCCAAUAUGAAUACUGCCGGAAUCCCCGGCAUGGGCGGCUCGCCCAGAAUGGACGGCCAGUCUAUGAAUACCUCCGGUACGAUGCACCCGUCCAUGAGACCGGUCGGCAACAUGCGACCGCAGCCGAAUCUGAUGCGGAUGCAACACAUGGUAGGCGGCGGCGUCUUCCCAGGCGGCUCCAUGGAUCCUGACAAAGUCUUCCCACCUGAUAUGGUGUCGCAAAACCUACCGAAUCAGCCGAACCCGGGAAUGUACGGCGUGUCCGGUAGUAAAGGCAGUCCGAUGGGACUCGGACCGCCACCUGAUGCUACUCAGCCUCUACCGCCGAGCAUGGGCAGUGCGACUGGCAAUUUCAAGAACAGCCCGUUCGUCGGCAGCGGGCCCAGCAUGUCCGAUCCGACUUAUGCUCAACAGUUUCACAACUUCCAGCAACAGCUUUACGCCACUGGUACCAGAGGCAGCGGGCCACCGCAUCCUAAUCUGCACCCACCGCCGAACUCUCAUUCGCAUCAGCAGUUUUUCCUACCGAAGUAAAAGCUGUUUGUUGAUUCAUAUCGCAACGACAACGACGACGAGGACAAGGACGACGAUCGUAACGACAUGGACAGAGACGAUGACGAUUACUACGGUGGCCUUUUAGCGUCCCUCUUUCUCUUUCUCAGUAUCUAUUUCGCUCUCUUAACUCUCUGUCUCUGUCUCUCUCUCUCUCUCUCUCUCCUCUCUCUCUCUCACUGUCUUUCUCUCUCAUAUUCUUUUUUUUUUUUUAUCUUUUUGUCUAUCAGGGAUGUUUCUAUUAAUCGUACGAGAUAUUUCUGAGGAUGUACACUUUGCGAGAUAAAACGGUCUUGUAAAGGAUAAAGAGAGGAAUAACGAUAGAUAUAUAUGUUGCCACCUUUAGGAGGUAAAUAAGAUAAUCAUCUUCACGAUAUUGGCAUGUGCGACACAAAAAAUCAGAAAAAAAACAAAAUUAAUUUCGCGUUGUUUAUGUCGAUCAAAAACUGUUUCUGCGGUUUCCUUUUUUUUUUUUUAUUUUUUAUUUUUUAUUUUUAAAUCUUAUUUCUACACCACACGAUAUCGAGUCUCGUGUCUCCGAAUUUGUUAUCCCGAUGUCUUGGAAGUAUCGUUUUCACAAAUUUCCCAGGACAGGUCUAUAUAUGUAAAUUCUCUAAACGUUAACGCGGAGACGCGCGAACACUCGCUGUGCGUUCAUGUAAAUACCGAUGUACACAAUCUGGUUUUUUUUCUUUUUAUUUUUAUUUUCUCUUUUUUUUCUCUCUUUUUUUUUUGUAGAAAUCGUUACUUUGCUCGAAGAAAAUAUAUCGCUAGGCUUAAGGAAUAUACUGUUACUGUAACCCGAGUGUAAAAAAGAAAAGGAGAGAGGAAGAAAAUCGAAAUUCCUUCUCUUCUUCUGCGCUUUGUUCAUACCGGUAAUUAAAAAUCUGAAAUAUGUCAGCGUGCGAGACACGAAACGCGCGCGCGUGCGAAAACACGGAGCAAGAGGAGUUGGUACGCCGGUACCGUAUGAUUCACAUCCUUCCUUUAUCAUUAUAUACUUAACACAGUCAACAAGCUCAAAUUUAUUAUUGUACAUAUAUACCAUAUAUAUAUAUAUAUAUAUAUUAUAUAUACAAACACAUACCACAAAGGACAUACAUACACGCAUCUACACAAACAUAAUAUACACACACACACGGACACACAUAUACACCUGUUGCAACAUAUAAAUCCUUAAAAUAUUGUCCAUCCCCGUAAUUCCCAUUGAUUUCCCUGUGACCAACUCUGUGCAUAAUCAUGAUCCUCCCAUUCGCCCCUCCCUCCCUCCCUCCCUCCCUCACCCCUCUUCCUCCCUUAUCUGUAGUUUAUGACAUAAAGAGAAAAGUAAUUGACUAAGAAUUAUGUUGUUGAUGAAUAAUUUUUAUUAAAAAUGAAAAUAAAGAUAUUUACAAGAAGUAUCAUUACGAUAUUUGAUCGAUACAGUCGAUUUUGCAAUUCAGAAGAACGGCUAUCGGAGGUUUCAUUCACGAUAAAAACUAUUAUGCGAGAUGCGGAAACGCGAUACUAUUUUAAGAUGCGCUACCUUUUCGAAAUAUAUAAGCGGACUGUUUCUUCUCAAACUUACUCGGAUCUGUGAUAGUCGAAGCAAGAGAACGUAUCCUUAUUAAAUGUCUUCUUCAAAUUCACGUCGAAAUAAAACAUAUCUGCUCUGUUUUUAGGACAGGGUCCGCGCGGAGUUUUGCGCUCUGAAGCGCGCCGGCUCUUGUUCGCGCUUUCUCUUUCCCGGCUCUUCUCGUUUUCUGAUUAACUGAGAUUUGCUCUUAGAUUGCGGUCUGAGAGAUGGACAACGAGAGGAACAGAGAGAAAGCAGGCGUGGACGUCAAAUGCCGCAAAGCGCAAAAUUACGACGUCGGCUCUGGUUUAAGAAAACCAUGUAAAACAUAUUUCGCUCUCUUCUCAGUCCGAGAGAGAGAGUCACGCAUAAAUGAAUGACGUAAAAAGAGAGAUGAGGACAAGAAAAAAUAAAAAAAAAAAUAAAAAAAGUUAGAACCCUUUGGGCAGCUUGAGCAAUACGAAGCAGUGACACAGCUACAAUAGAAAUCUCGAAACACUGCGACGACGGAGCUUGCGCAGAGCGUUGACAUCAUCGAUUACAUAGAAGUAAGAUCUUUUCUACAUCAUAUAUUUAACUUGUAAAACGAGCUGCGAAAUAACUUGUUCUUUUUUUUCUUCUAUAGACGAUUCACGUUUUGCAGAUUUAUCAAUCUCUCAUUAUUCGCUAGCAAAAGAAAAAAACAACACGCUACUUGUACGCCAAACUGUUUUCUUUUUUUUUCUCUCGUACACUCACCGCAGUCAUUCGAACAACGAUAUUAUAUAUAUCCGCGCGAACAAGAGA